AUGUUCCUCAUUGAACGAGCACACAUUGCAAAUCUGGACUACCUUCGCAGACGCGAUGAUCCUAUCUGGAUUCUAUCCACAGCUUGUGUGGGUGUCUUUGCUUCCUUCCUGCUCGUCUGGGCUUUCUUGAACCCGGUCGCAUAUAUCGCCAAUAACGAUGGCAGAUGCCGUAAAGGCAUUCCUCCUGCAGUCGUCGCACCGCUCGAAAUCUACGAGGUCGUGACUUAUGUCGUCCUCACCGGAGUCUUCAUUGUCAUGCUUCGACGCACCAGACGUACAGAACUGUUCCCACCAGUCCCUGAGCGCUUCGUCACCUUUAGCAAGAGGUUGAAUCGAUUGAGCCAUGUUGCCAGACCUAGCAGUAUCGUCAAAGGUGCUGAGGUACGCGAGGAAGAGGUCGAUUCUACUGCAAGUGGUAUCGUCCUACCUGCUUCCACAAAACCCUGCAAGCUUCGUGGUUUGGCAUACAAGUCGUUGAUAGGCACUAUUCUGAUCCUCGGCUGGGGUGUCAUCAACUCCACAAUCUUCUACGUCACUGGAGGAAGAGAACACGUCUGGCUUUGUUUUACUCAGUGCAACAUGGACAGUAAGUCUUAUUCUCACACUUCGCUCCUACCCAAGUAUCAUUGA
This is a messenger RNA of Aureobasidium musti, 630 nucleotides long. The record is from the annotation of a GenBank genome assembly. Lineage: Eukaryota; Fungi; Ascomycota; Dothideomycetes; Dothideales; Saccotheciaceae.